CUCGUUGGAUGCGACACAGUUUGCUUCUUAUAGUGAAAACUUGAAGACAAAAAUAUGAAACUGUUAAUCAUCACCACACUCUUCGCCUUGGGAGCAGCCCAAAUCCCAUCAAGAAACUACAUCCCACAAAGUCAAGGUCACGGAGGGCAAGGUGGCUACCAAAAUAACCAUGGAUCCCAAAUAGACCCUGGAUUCAAUCUUGGUGGAGCUGGUGGUGGAAACCGGAGACCUCAACAGGAUGCUGAAAAGAAUGCUGCUACUUUGAAACAAGAUCAAGAUGUUAGUGAAGAUGGAAGCUACCACUUUGGAUUCGAAACUUCGAACGGCAUCCGAGCUGAAGAAGCUGGUAACCCAGUCGAGGCCCAGGGUGGAUUCUCCUACAAGGGCGAUGAUGGUCACACAUACACCGUCACCUACACCUCAGGAGAAGGUGGUUUCAGACCUCAGGGUGAACAUCUGCCAGUUCCACCUCCCACUCCUGAAGCUAUCCUGGAAGCAUUGAGGAAGAAUCAACAGGAUGAGGCUGCUGGUAUCUUUGAUGACGGUAAAUACCACCCAGAACAACACGGAGGUGGUCAGCACAACGGAUUUGGAUCUGCGAAUCACCAGGGAGGCUUCAACGCCAACAGUGGUUAUCAAUACUGAUUUGAUAACCCUACUUUCUCCGAUAUUUGUCAAUGCAUAGAAUUUUAUGAUCUAUGAUAAAGAGUACAAGUAUCAUUUUUCUAAACUCUAAUAAAGGUUUCAUGUCUACAAUAUUGACAAAUACAAUAAAACUGCAACAAAACUGAUUUUUAAUUGUGCAAUAGUAUUUAAGGUCUAGAUUAAGUAGUUAUGCGAUGUUAAUAUAUAGAAAAUGUGAAUAAAAAGUGUAAGAAUGAUUUUAUAAAGAAGAUCACAGCAAU
Messenger RNA from Spodoptera litura, 905 nucleotides. RefSeq names its product cuticular protein RR-1 motif 16 (gene CPR16). Gene Ontology annotation, molecular function: structural constituent of chitin-based larval cuticle. The record is from RefSeq and is a predicted model, not a curated record. Gene Ontology annotation, cellular component: chitin-based extracellular matrix. Lineage: Eukaryota; Metazoa; Arthropoda; Insecta; Lepidoptera; Noctuidae.